Molecule: messenger RNA, 1296 nt
Organism: Trichoderma reesei QM6a
Lineage: Eukaryota; Fungi; Ascomycota; Sordariomycetes; Hypocreales; Hypocreaceae
Product: glycoside hydrolase family 76
Exons: 3
Biological process (GO): carbohydrate catabolic process; fungal-type cell wall biogenesis
Molecular function (GO): mannan endo-1,6-alpha-mannosidase activity
Source: RefSeq, a predicted model, not a curated record
GAUUCUGUCAAAUCGAUAUCAAAGCAAAUGGCGGAGGAUUUGGUCUCGUUUUACCACGGCAACGAGCCUGGCCAGACGCCUGGCCUCCUGCCCGAUCCGUACUAUUGGUGGGAGGCUGGCGCUAUGAUGGGGACGCUCAUCGACUAUUGGUAUUAUACCGGGGAUGAGACUUACAACAACCUGACCAAGCAGGCCCUCCUCUUCCAGGUCGGCGAGACCAAGGAUUACAUGCCGAGGAACCAAACCCGAACCGAGGGAAACGAUGACCAAGGCUUCUGGGGCCUCUCCGUCAUGUCGGCCGCCGAAUACAAGUUUCCCGACCCGCCUCCUGAUCAGCCACAGUGGCUGGGCCUCGCCCAAGCCGUCUUCAACACUCAAGCCGCUCGCUGGGACACGGAGCACUGCGGAGGCGGCCUUCGGUGGCAGAUCUUUACGUGGAACAAUGGCUAUGACUACAAGAACUCCAUCUCUCAAGCAUGCUUCUUUGCUCUGGGAGCAAGACUGGCUCUGUAUACCGGCAACACGAGCUACUCUGACUGGGCCGAAAAGACGUGGGACUGGAUGAUUCACACGAAACUCAUCAACACGACCAACUGGUACGUCUACGACGGCGCCGGAAUCGAGACCAACUGCACCAAACUCACCCCCUACCAAUUCACCUACAACGCCGGAGGCAUGAUUCUCGGAGCCGCCGCCAUGUACAACUUGACCGAGUCGCAAACCUGGAAGGACCGCUUGGACAACCUCCUCGAAGGGGCCAAAGUCUUCUUCACUGGACCCAAGAACAACAUCAUGUCGGAAGUUGCCUGCGAAUCGGUCAACACGUGCAACGUAGAUGAGCACUCGUUCAAGGCCUACCUGACCCGCUGGCUUACCAUGAUGAUCAAAUGGGCCCCUCACACGUAUGACACCAUCAGUCCCUACCUCCGUGCCUCGUCGAUCGCCGCAGCGAAGCAGUGCCAGGGCGGCGACAAUGGACGCAUGUGUGGCCUCAUCUGGUACGAUGGCAAAUACGACGGAUCGACUGGAGUUGGCCAGCAGAUGGCGGCCCUGGAAAUCACAAUGUCCAACUUGAUCCAGAAUAGCAGCGCGCCGGUGACUGCACACAGCGGAGGCACCAGCAAGGGAGAUCCAGGCGGUGGUGGUGAUGACAUUGGCCGGAACCAGCCCCCAGGACCCAGCUACGGACCCAUCAACGGAGGCGACAGGUUUGGGGCUGCCAUCCUCACGCUGCUCGUCAUUGGCACCGUGGUCGGCGCCAUGUUCUUCAUUUUCCUCGACGAGACCUCACCCAAG